UAAUCUCCAACGACUUGUCCUUCGACCUAGGAGACUCCAAGUCUCAACCUAUCACUCAAUCUAUUUGAACAUUCCGUAAACUCGUUUGCACCUAUACCUUGACGUUGAAUAAAGCAUUAGGCUUGAAGGCCACAUUAACAAUACAAUUGUGAAAUCUAGAUCCAUCGAUCGUUUAAUUACCAGCAUUGAAACAGUGCUGUUCAGCGACAGAAGCUCCCGGAUCCAGUUGAAAAUAAAAUAGAAGGUAAAAAGCACGGAAACCAUAAUGGGCAGAGCGAAACAUUUGACAGUCGGUUCGAAGGCACCACCCAUGGAAAAAGGUAAAUUGAGGCUUUACAGUAUGCGGUUUUGUCCUUACGCUCAAAGGAUACAUCUUAUUCUAGACACGAAAAAAAUCCCAUACGAUGUAGUUUUUAUUAAUUUAAGUCGAAAGCCUGAAUGGCUGCAAGAAAAGAGUCCAUUGGGUAAAGUACCUUGCCUAGAAUUUGAUAAUGGUGAUACGUUGUACGAAAGUCUGAUUAUAGCCGAGUAUUUAGACGAAGCUCAUCCGGAACAUCGUUUGUAUCCUGACGAUCCACUAGCUAAGGCAAAGGAUAAAUUAUUAAUCGAAAGAUUUAACGAAGUCAUAACUAGCAUGUAUAAAAUAUAUUUAGCAAAAACUGUGGAUAGAGACUUGUUCAACGAAGUCUUGGAAGGCUUGGAAAUCUUUGAUAAAGAGUUAGCCAAAAGAGGGACUCCUUUUUUUGGUGGUAAUCAACCAGGUAUAUUGGAUCUCAUGAUUUGGCCAUGGUGCGAAAGAGCCGAUGUUAUUAAAAUACUCAAAGGAGAACAAUUUAUCAUUCCACGUGAUAGAUUUCUUCGAUUGUUGGAAUGGAAAUUAGCCAUGAAAGAUGAUUUUGGUGUAAAAGGUAGUUAUUUAGAUUUAGAAACUCAUGCAAAGUAUAUAAGAAGUCACCAGGCUGGAAGUCCGCAGUAUGACUUAGUUUAAUUCAAAC
Molecule: messenger RNA, 995 nt
Organism: Ceratosolen solmsi marchali
Lineage: Eukaryota; Metazoa; Arthropoda; Insecta; Hymenoptera; Agaonidae
Product: pyrimidodiazepine synthase
Exons: 5
Coding region: 266-988 (240 amino acids)
Biological process (GO): glutathione metabolic process
Cellular component (GO): cytoplasm
Molecular function (GO): glutathione transferase activity; glutathione dehydrogenase (ascorbate) activity
Source: RefSeq, a predicted model, not a curated record